Molecule: messenger RNA, 732 nt
Organism: Xiphophorus hellerii (green swordtail)
Lineage: Eukaryota; Metazoa; Chordata; Actinopteri; Cyprinodontiformes; Poeciliidae
Product: trace amine-associated receptor 1-like
Exons: 2
Biological process (GO): G protein-coupled receptor signaling pathway
Cellular component (GO): membrane
Molecular function (GO): trace-amine receptor activity
Source: RefSeq, a predicted model, not a curated record
UUUUUGCUUUUCUUUUCUUCCAGGCAGCUCCACACUCCCACCAACCUGUUCCUCCUUUCUCUUGCUGUCUCAGAUUUCCUUGUUGGACUGCUGCUGAUGCCCAUUAGAAUCCUGCUGACUGGAGGCUGCUGGAUUUUGGGAAGCCUCAUGUGUUCUCUCUUUUACUACACCUCUUUUCUCCUCACAUCUGCCUCAGUAGGAAACAUGGUGCUCAUAUCAGUUGACCGAUAUAUAGCCAUCUGUGACCCUAUGAGUUACCAUGUUAAAGUGACACAAAGAAGAGUUCAAAUCUGUAUCUGUCUGUGUUGGGGCUGCUCUGCAUUUUACAAUGGUGUGAUAAUGAAAGACCAUUUGAUAGAUCCAGACAGAUAUAACUCCUGUUAUGGGGAGUGUGUACUUUGGGUUGAUUUUCUAGUAGGAACUUUUGAUGUCGUAUUCACAUUUCUUACUCCUGUUACAGUUAUUGUAGUUCUGUACAUGAGAGUGUUUGUGGUGGCUGUGUCUCAGGCUCGGGCCAUGAGGUCUCAAACUGCAGCUGUCAGGAUUCAAGGUUCAGUUCGCAUAACUGCUAAGAAGUCUGAGAGAAAAGCAGCUACAGUUCUUGGUGUUGUUGUAAUUGUGUUUAUAUUUAGCUUCUGUCCUUAUUUCUAUCCGGCUUUUGCAGGACAGAAAUUGUUGUCCAAAUUUGGAUUGGACAUGAUAUUGGACCUUGGGCAGGCGUGCCUGGCGUGA